ACACGACUAAACAGAGAUCAGAGAUCCCUUUCAUAUAUAUAUUUAUAUCCUUCCCUUCAAUGGUGCCUCUUUCUCUAUCCUUCACUCUGCUUCAGAUGCUCCUUUAAGUCUCUCAACAUUUUCAUCUUUCUUCACCCAACUCACAACUACACCUGUGUUUCUUGAUACAUAUAAGGAAAGAUGAGAGGAGGUGGUUUGUGGCAACUAGGACAGUCAAUUACUCGUCGAGUUUCCCAAGCGGAGAAGAGGGUUGUAGCUCAUCGUUGUUUUGCCUCAGAAUCUGAACUUAAGAAGACGGUUUUGUAUGAUUUCCAUGUUGAAAAUGGUGGAAAGAUGGUUCCUUUUGCUGGAUGGAGCAUGCCCAUUCAGUACAAGGAUUCCAUUAUGGAUUCAACUGUGAAUUGUAGGGAAAACGGUAGUCUGUUUGAUGUUUCCCAUAUGUGUGGUCUAAGCCUAAAGGGAAAGGACACCAUCUCGUUUCUGGAAAAGCUUGUUGUGGCUGAUGUAGCAGGACUUGCUCCCGGGACUGGCACUUUGUCUGUUCUAACUAAUGAGAAAGGAGGAGCAAUUGAUGAUACUGUAAUCACAAAGGUAAAAGACGACCAUAUAUAUCUGGUCGUGAAUGCAGGUUGUAGAGAUAAGGAUCUUUCGCACAUUGAGGAGCAUAUGAAGGCGUUUAAGUCCAAAGGUGGAGAUGUUUCUUGGCACAUUCAUGACGAAAGGUCCCUUCUUGCUCUUCAGGGCCCUCUCGCUGCUCCGGUUCUGCAGCACCUGACUAAAGAAGACUUGAGCAAGCUUUACUUCGGGCACUUUAAGAUUGUUGAUAUCAAUGGUGCCCAAUGCUUCUUAACUAGAACUGGGUACACGGGAGAGGAUGGGUUUGAGAUCUCGGUUCCUCAUGAGAAUGCGCUAGACCUCACCAAAGCCAUACUAGAGAAGUCAGAAUCAAAGGUGAGAUUGACCGGUCUAGGUGCCAGAGACAGUCUGAGGCUCGAGGCUGGACUCUGCCUAUACGGGAAUGACAUGGAACAACACACCACACCAGUGGAGGCAGGACUCACAUGGGCAAUCGGAAAGAGGAGAAGGGCAGAAGGCGGUUUUCUUGGUGCUGAUGUCAUCCUGAAGCAAAUCGAGGAUGGUCCCCUCGUGAGGCGUGUGGGAUUCAUUUCAUCAGGCCCGCCCGCAAGAAGCCACAGCGAGAUCCAGAACGCGAAGGGGGAGAAUAUUGGAGAGAUCACAAGUGGAGGAUUCAGCCCGUGUUUGAAGAAGAACAUAGCAAUGGGUUAUGUGAAGAGUGGAAACCACAAAGUGGGGACUAAUGUGAAGAUCUUGAUUCGUGGGAAGACGUAUGAAGGAACCGUCACUAAAAUGCCUUUUGUUCCGGCCAAGUAUUACAAGUCAUCUUAGAUUUUGCUAAUUGGAUUUGUUUUGUGGCUGUGUCUUUGUUAUGAUAAAAGCUUCAACACUUCAAUGUUAUAAGCUUCUUCUUCUUCUUCUUCUACCCAAUAUUAUCAUGAUACUGUUGUUCUUCUUUUCCCCCUUUAAGGAGUCCAAUUUGCUUUUAUGCUAAUAUAUACACUAUCUUUCAUGA
Messenger RNA from Impatiens glandulifera, 1591 nucleotides. Its product is annotated as aminomethyltransferase, mitochondrial. Gene Ontology annotation, biological process: glycine decarboxylation via glycine cleavage system. Lineage: Eukaryota; Viridiplantae; Streptophyta; Magnoliopsida; Ericales; Balsaminaceae. Gene Ontology annotation, cellular component: mitochondrion. The record is from RefSeq and is a predicted model, not a curated record. Gene Ontology annotation, molecular function: protein binding; aminomethyltransferase activity. The transcript is spliced from 4 exons. Bases 181 to 1407 code for a protein of 408 amino acids.